UGCCUCCAAGUCAGACGGCUAAGACAACUAACCCACCUACUGGACCCGCGCCGGCCGCGACGACUCACGACGCUCAUCGGGACCUGCUUAAGGAUCGGCAGGAAUAAGGUGGUCAUGCACUUGAAAUGUCUGGCUUUCCCUCAAAAGAAGACAUCACGAACUCAUCUAAAACUGGGCUGCUCCAUGGCUCCUAGACUGCCCGGCCAGGAACCCGAGGCCAGAAACGCCCCAGAAUGCCCUUGGCUUAGAUAUGGGAUUCUGUCUCAUUUCGCAUUGCCUUGUUUAGAAACCAGUUUUCGAUUCACCCCGCAGAACACCUUACCCAUGGCGCUCAUGGUCCAUGGCCGGCUUGACUCCUAG
Molecule: messenger RNA, 360 nt
Organism: Colletotrichum paranaense
Lineage: Eukaryota; Fungi; Ascomycota; Sordariomycetes; Glomerellales; Glomerellaceae
Exons: 1
Source: RefSeq, a predicted model, not a curated record